This is a messenger RNA of Nematolebias whitei (Rio pearlfish), 3137 nucleotides long. Its product is annotated as endophilin-A1. The record is from RefSeq and is a predicted model, not a curated record. The transcript is spliced from 12 exons. Gene Ontology annotation, cellular component: cytoplasm; glutamatergic synapse; presynapse. Bases 59 to 1054 code for a protein of 331 amino acids. Gene Ontology annotation, molecular function: protein binding. Gene Ontology annotation, biological process: synaptic vesicle uncoating. NCBI's taxonomy places the organism in Eukaryota, Metazoa, Chordata, Actinopteri, Cyprinodontiformes, Rivulidae.
AGUGAGCGAGAAGGUUGGAGGAGCAGAAGGAACAAAGCAUGAUGAGGACUUCACCGAGAUGGAAAAGAGGGUGGAUUCUACGGCUCGAGCGGUGCUGGACAUCAUGACAAAGACCACAGAGUACCUGCAGCCAAACCCAGCCACCAGAGCCAAGAUGACCAUGAUGAACUCCAUGUCUCGUAUGCGAGGCCAGGAGAAAGGGCCGGGCUACACGCAGACCGAGACCAUGCUGGGAGAGUCCAUGCAGAGGUUUGGACGGGAGCUCGGAGAGGAGUCCACCUUUGGUGUUGCUCUGAUUGACGUUGGCGAAGCCAUGCGUGAGCUAGGUGAGGUCAAGGACGCUCUGGACAUGGAGGUAAAGCAGAACUUCAUCGAUCCAAUGCAAAACCUCCAUGAAAAAGACAUCAAGGAGAUUCAGCAUCACCUGAAGAAACUGGAAGGCCGCCGCCUAGACUUUGACUAUAAGAAGAAACGUCAGGGCAAAGUGACGGAUGACGAGAUCAAACAAGCGCUGGAGAAAUUUGAUGACUCCAAGGAGAUUGCUGAGCAGAGCAUGUUCAACUUGUUGGAGAGUGACAUUGAACAGGUGAGCCAGCUGGCGGCGUUAGUCCACGCCCAGGUGCAGUAUCACACCCGGGCAGCUGAAAUCCUCACGCAGCUCUCCAGUAAAAUUGAUGAACGGAUAAGGGACACCUCUGUCAAACCCAGGAAGGAGUUUGUCCCAAAACCACGAACGUCUCUGGAGUUGUGCAUCAGUGAGAACCUCAACGGGGGCAUCCACGGAGCUCGUUCUCCAGGCGCCAGGUCUCCAGGUGAGCCAGCAAGGUCUCCAGCAAGAUCUCCAGCCAGGUCUCCAGCCCCGCUGGACCAGCCCUCCUGUCGUGCGCUGUACGACUUCGACCCUGAGAACGAAGGGGAGCUAGGCUUCAAGGAAGGCGACAUCAUCACCUUGACCAAUAAGAUCGAUGACAACUGGUAUGAGGGGAUGCUGCAUGGCAACUCUGGCUUCUUCCCCAUCAACUAUGUGGAUAUCCUGGUACCCCUGCCCCAGUAAAACACACCAGCUGGGUCCAUGACAUGUCCCGGCCUUUCCACGUCCACAGUAUUCCCAACGAGCUUCUCCUGAAAAAUUCCUACAAGUAUCCUUCACUUCUCUGUAAACAGAGCUGAGACAGCGACAACACAAAAACAAAGAUGUGAACAAGGUGGUCAAGUGCGAUAACUGAGUGUAGUAACGUUUUGAAAAAGAGAAUAAAUCUGCGUGGAUUGUUUUGCGUCUCCUUAUCCCAGGAGGUCCUGUAGUCACUCCCGCCCUCCUGUUUCUGCUUCUGUCUCAGUUGGCUGUCCGUCCCUCACGAGUUGACCAUCACAGCAACUCCUUCACUCAUUCUUUGUCUUUAUCAAAGUAAAGUAGACGAGGCUUUGUUCCCUGCAUGCUUUAGGCUCAUUAGCAAUUUAAAUCAAGCACGUAGUUUAAACCAUUUUUGGUUUUGUUAUUAAAAAGACACGUUGAAGUAGCAUUUGUUUUAAAUAUUUUUUCUUGUUUUGAUGGUUCAUUUUCUGACACGUGGAAGCUUUUUAUUUAUAGUGCACAUUCCAGUCCCGCCCUGAACAUGUUGUUUGGAGGAGAUCCAGCUAAAGUUCUUCAGUUUGCAUCAUCAUCGUCAUCACAUGUGAAGUUAUCACAGAAACUGUAGCACAUUUCCACUGCAUUGAUCAUUAAAUGAAACAGUUUUGACACCUCGAUUCUGAUUGACAGCAAAGUCAGGGUUUAUUGUAGAAACACUGUGGAUGUCUGAACAGCACAAGACCGAAUGGAGACACCCCCCACCCCCAAAAACCCCAACUAGCUCAGACCUCCAUUUAUACCUUUCCGUGUGCGUUGGAGGCUUGUACAAGUACAGUUGUCCACUGUACGCCCAGAUGUUCUGACACCUUGUUACUUCUCGUAAGAAUAACACAAAAUACAUUUUUAAAGAGGAGGUCAGUUUGACCCACAAGCAUGAGGGCCCACAUUGAGGGGCCCUCUUAUUACAAGUGAUUGGUCCACACAUUUCAUAACUCGUCAAUCAACACAUGCUAGUUGAUUGGUCAUACACAAAAACUCGAAUGGAUCAUGUUUCUUAUUUUAUAGUACACAUCUGAGCCACUUGAGUGAUUCAAAAGACCGAUUGGGUCGUUGCUUUAAGUAUUUAAGAAAUAAUCUCCUCCAGGAUCUCCUCCAUCUUGUCCACCAGGAUGAAACGUGGGUUUGUUCUGAAGCUGCACGUCAGUUCGCUGCUGUUACCUCACGUUGUUCUGCAGUUUCAUACGGUGAUGCCCGACGUGGACGGAGGGAAAUAAAUUGUGCAAACUGUCAAAGGGAUUGAGGUUACUUUUUUUGGUGUGGAUUUUUUUAUUUGAAAUGAUGCAACUCACAUGAAAAGCCUAACAUUUAGUGGUUAUAUGAUGAAAACGAAAACAUUUGUCUUUUUCCAUUUUGCACUAAAAUUUAAAAACUCGAAUCAUGUUUUAUUUAAUCAACUGGGGGGCUUGACUCACUCAUCAUCUGAGGCUUGAUUCUCUUACACACUGGCAACGCAUCAAACCUUCAUCGUACCAGUCAACACUUUGUUUUCAUGUCAGUACUCUGCACAGAUUCCUAAAUUCAGGGUGUGGGUUUAGGUUUGUGUUCAAAUUAUGCACAGGAUCAGGGUCACGGACGACCUCUGCUGCUGCUGAGGAGUUUAAGAUUUACUGUCUCUGGCAGGGUUCACAUCACAAUAAACAGAAAAUCACUUCACACCACUCAGCUACAAUAAGAGAUGCAAACCCAACAGAUGUUAAGUGUUACUUUUUAUUUGUUAUGAGGAGGCACAACUCGUAACGGGCGGUGUUUCUCCUUCACUACAGAAUAAGUGAUGCAGUGUGAGCAGGUCAUGUAUUGAUUAAUUUUAAAAGCAAAAUAAGAUCUUUGUUUUUUUGCUUUCUUUUAUUUUUUAUUGUGUCUAUCUUUGCCCUCAAUGAGGACUGUACAGCUUUCUUGUGUGUUUUGAUUUCACCUUGUGUGUAUAGUUGCGCAUCGACAGUAACGUAUCUUAUUUUUGUAACUGUGACUAAAGUAAACACAUACAGUAUAGGUGUAUUUAUAAAUAUAU